CCGCAGCCGCCUCUCGGGCCGCGCUUUGCAGGCUCCAUAAAAGGGCAAGAGGCGGAGCGCUCGGCGGCGCUCCCGGAGCAGCGGAUUGGGAGACGGCGGCGCAUAUAAAUCUAGGCAGGGCGGAGGGAAACAAAGCAGUCUGCCCGGAAUCGCGCCGCCUGGGAAGGAGCUCCGCUAGCGCAACUUGGCGGGGAGAGAAAGGGACGCAGCUCGCUCGCUCUCUUGCUGGGGCUCGGGGCUUUCUCGAUCCGCUCCGCGGCCAAGGCGUCGUUUUGGGUUUCUCGGCGAGGAAGGCAAAGGGCUCAGGGCAGCUCAAUGAAGGAAAGAAGAGCGAGCCAGAAAUUAUCCAGCAAGUCGAUCAUGGAUCCGAACCAGAACGUCAAGUGCAAGAUCGUCGUCGUGGGGGACACCCAGUGCGGGAAAACGGCUCUGCUCCACGUCUUCGCCAAGGACUGCUUCCCCGAGAACUAUGUCCCCACUGUGUUUGAGAAUUACACUGCCAGUUUUGAAAUUGACACACAAAGGAUAGAACUCAGCCUCUGGGACACUUCUGGGUCUCCUUACUACGAUAAUGUCCGCCCGCUUUCCUACCCAGAUUCUGAUGCUGUCUUAAUUUGUUUUGAUGUCAGCCGUCCAGAAACACUUGACAGUGUACUGAAAAAGUGGAAAGGUGAAAUCCAGGAAUUCUGUCCAAACACCAAAAUGCUCCUGGUUGGCUGCAAGUCUGAUUUGCGCACAGAUGUUAGUACAUUAGUAGAGCUGUCCAAUCACAGGCAAACACCAGUGUCAUAUGAUCAGGGUGCCAACAUGGCCAAGCAGAUUGGGGCAGCCACUUACAUUGAAUGCUCAGCCUUGCAGUCAGAAAACAGCGUAAGAGACAUUUUUCACGUUGCUACCUUAGCGUGCGUGAACAAAACAAAUAAAAAUGUUAAGCGGAACAAGUCGCAGAGGGCUACAAAACGAAUUUCGCACAUGCCUGGCAGGCCGGAACUUUCUACAGUCACUACAGAUCUGCGAAAGGACAAAGCGAAGAGCUGUACGGUGAUGUGAAGGGGCUGAUUUUGUGACGGCGAUGCAAAGGACACUGGCAUUUGGUGAGAUGGUAAAGACUUGGCGAGAAGUGCCCAGUGGGAAUGGUCUGUUGUUUGGGUACGAAUUGGUGCUUAAAGGCUGUGGUUCACUUUUUGUAUGCAAGAAAAACUUGGGAGUUGGUAUUUAGAGGACGCCUUGGAAAGAGAUGGAUGCCGAAGAGAUGUCAUUGUUGCUUGGUUGAAAUACCAAAUACAGAGGAAACUAUUUGAAUGUGCAAAAGCAAUGAAGAGAAUGGCAGCACUGAAGAAAAAUGAUGUUCUGGCGUAUGCUUAAUUUUUAAAUCUGUUUUGAAUACCUACUUUUGAUUUUGAUUACAUGUUAAUAUGUUCCUUUCAGAAAAAAGAAAUGAAAAUAUUCCUGCUUUCUUCACUGUGGAGCUUGCCCAUGUCGUUAUUUGGUUCCCCCCCCCCCAAAAAAAGUUGCUUAUUUCCUUCUAGUUCAUCCUUUAAAAAAUAGGAAAUGUAUUUUGAGUCAUCAAGAGGAAACCCCAGCUUUAAAACACUCAUUUUCUCCAACGAGCAGGGAAAGAAAGACGGUUAUGAAAAUCAUCUUCAGAAGGAAUGAAGAUCAAUUAUCUGUUCUCAAAUACAGAAUUCUCUUCAGUGAAAUAACGAAUGCAAAAUUCUGGCGGUUUCACAGCUACAUUUUGAUGCCUUUGAUAAGGACAUUUUUAAUACUGCAUGGAUGCCAUGGGUUGAGUUACAAAGCCUAUUGAAUGGUGCUAAGAGUUAGUUAUGAAAGGCCCUUAAUUAGAAAGGAGUUUUAGUCUUAUCGCCCUUGGAAUAGGCUCCUUUAGUAUGAAGGAGGCGAACGUCAGCACUGCGUAAGGGAAUAAGUGCUGUUCUGCUAAUAUGACUUUCCUGCGAUUCUGUUCUGGGGGGUGGGGGGCGGGGAUGGGGCGUUGAUUUGUUUUAAAGCAAGCACAUGAGCCAAUGUACCCAAUUACCUCCCAUUAUGAUGUUUUUUUUGAAAACAGCUGCAAUAUGGAUGACCAUCUCUUAUUACACCUUUCUGUUUACAUGUAAUGAGCACUCUGGAAAAUAUGGAAAGGAGAGGGUCUGAAAAACAAGGGGAAGCCUUUAAGGGGCCCCGAGUGGAAACUGGAUAUGGCUUUAAUCCGGAAAGUCUAAUGCAGGAAUAUUCAGUGAUCAUUAAACAUUUCUUGUGUGACCCAGAUUCUGUCAGAUUCCUUUUCACUGACUGAUGACUAUUGUUACAUUCACGAAGCCAAUCCAGGAAAAUCGUUUGCAGAUGUUUUGCUUUAGAGGACACGGCAGCUCCCUACAGCUCGUUGAAAUGCAAGCAUUUUCCUUUUUUGCCAAAGCUUCAGUUUUGUUUUUGUUUUCCGAAGUGCUAUUUCCACAAUUUCCAGCUAAUGUUGCCAUCAUAAUAUGCUUUUGACUGAUGCAAUGGUAUGCUUAAGGCAGUAUUAAAAAAAACAACAACAGGUGAGUGCUUUCUGUAUUUAAAUAUUGUAAAAAGGAAAAAAAAAAGUUACUGUUUCAACAGAACAACAAUCACUUUUUAACAAACGUCGGUCACUUUGUAUGUUUGGGUAUUGUUUCUGCAGUAUUUAUUUUUUCUUUUAAAUAAAAAAAAGUUUAGUCGUUGGCUAAA
This is a messenger RNA of Heteronotia binoei (common prickly gecko), 2709 nucleotides long. RefSeq names its product Rho family GTPase 3 (gene RND3). Gene Ontology annotation, biological process: small GTPase-mediated signal transduction. Lineage: Eukaryota; Metazoa; Chordata; Lepidosauria; Squamata; Gekkonidae. Gene Ontology annotation, molecular function: GTPase activity; GTP binding. The transcript is spliced from 5 exons. Bases 316 to 1050 code for a protein of 244 amino acids. The record is from RefSeq and is a predicted model, not a curated record.